AUCAGAACGAAACCCUCAUAGAGCAAAUCUGAGGUAAAUUGGUUCUCUCUGUUCCUCCUGUACGACUUUUCUCCAUUGGUUUUGGUUUGGACAAAAAGAAUGCGGUACAAGAGAAGAUUUGUGACAGUUUACAGAGAUUUUCCAGAAGGUUGUGGUGUUCCUUCAAAACCUAUAUCCAAUGCUGAUGAAAGUUUUAUGCAAUCUAAGUUCAAUAAGGAUGGAAUUGUCUUGCAGGCUCAUGAAGACUUCUCAAAGAUAACAAAGGAGUCAUCGAAUCAUUCGGAGACCGAGAAUUCUAGAACUGAAGAUUUGUUGGAUGAAGGAUCGGUUCUUGAUUCUAAUGGAAGUGUUACUGAUUGUCAAGAGGACAGAGAAAGAGAGAUGAGCUCGGUGAAGAAGAGAUGUUUGAGUUCACAUAACUUAACAAGUGAAGUUGAGACAGAGAGGAUAGGUAUAGUUUUGGGACUUGCAGCUAAGGCGAAAUGCCCUUGGAGACAACCGAAGAUCCGAGGUUCAAGACAGGUGAAUGAUUUGAACUGAGUCAAAUUGAGUCUGAGUUUAUGUGUAUUGGUUUCUUGUUUGAGAAGUUUGUUCUGGUAACUCUGAGAACAAGACUCUUUGCUUGGUUAUUAUAGUCACUAGGUUUAUUAGAAGUAAGUAAAGUAAUCUCAUAAUUUAGC
Molecule: messenger RNA, 680 nt
Organism: Arabidopsis thaliana (thale cress)
Lineage: Eukaryota; Viridiplantae; Streptophyta; Magnoliopsida; Brassicales; Brassicaceae
Exons: 3
Coding region: 100-540 (146 amino acids)
Source: RefSeq, marked reviewed